This is a messenger RNA of Torulaspora delbrueckii, 2346 nucleotides long. It is a transcript of the gene CSC1, whose product is annotated as Csc1p. NCBI's taxonomy places the organism in Eukaryota, Fungi, Ascomycota, Saccharomycetes, Saccharomycetales, Saccharomycetaceae. The transcript has a single exon. Gene Ontology annotation, cellular component: plasma membrane. Bases 1 to 2346 code for a protein of 781 amino acids. Gene Ontology annotation, molecular function: calcium-activated cation channel activity. The record is from RefSeq and is a predicted model, not a curated record.
AUGCUUACAUGGCUAAUGAAUGCUAUUGUUGGUAGCUCCCUUGAGGCAGAAGAUCCAGAGGUGUUUGAGGACCAUGAUUUCCGCAAGCCCACAGCGCAAGUGGUCAGCGCUCAAUUAUACACAGCAUCACUGUUAGGGUUGUUUGCCUUCUUAUCGUUCUCAGUGCUACUGAAGAAGCUCCCUAGGCUUUAUGCUAGCCGGAAGUACAAAGAGGAUGGUAAUUUAAGGCUCCCAUCAUGGGGUGAAAAUACGCUGUUCGGUUGGUUGGCAGUAGUAUACCGGAUUCGUGAUCAACAAGUUUUAGAAUACGCUGGCUUGGAUGCGUUUGUUUUCCUAGGAUUUUUCAAGAUGGGCAUAAAGCUGCUCGCAGUAUGCAGUUUCUUCUCCAUUUGCAUCAUUUCACCGAUUAGAUACCAUUUCACUGGAAGAUAUGAUGAUGGAGGCGAUGAAAAGAGUUUCAAGAUCGUGUCAGAACUUGUGAAGAGAGUUGUUGGAUCAGAUGGAGAUGGCAAGUCUCCUGAGACAGCUAGAGGUUAUCUUUGGAUGUACGUGUUAUUCACCUACUUCUUCACUCUACUGGCGAUCCACCUGCUUGUCUCACAAACGAGAUUGGUAGUGAAUACAAGACAAGCUUAUCUGGGUAAACAAAACACCAUAACUGAUAGAACAAUAAGACUCAUGGGUAUGCCAAUUGAGCUCCGCGAAACUGAAGCUCUGAAAAGGAAGAUAGAAGAGUUAAACAUUGGUAAAGUGUCAUCGAUCACAAUUUGCCGAGAGUGGGGUCCUUUGAAUAGGUUAUUUAAGUACCGCGAAAAGGUUCUCCGUGAACUAGAAUUGAAAUAUGCUGAUUGUCCUCCAGAUGAGCGCGAACGAGAGUAUUACUCUGAGAAUUAUAGGCUGAGACGAGAGGGAAGUCCUCAACCGGAUUCCCAAGCAGAGCCUGAUCUGAUUCAGCAUACGGAUGAACAUGAGAAUAGAGGGCUAUAUUCACAGAUCCAACUCCGGGAAAGACCCAAAGUCAGGACAGGUGCUUUCGGAAUUUUUGGUCCAAAAGUUGACGCUAUCGAGCACUUGGAACAGCAACUGAAGUUCAUCGACCAGGAGAUUGUGGAGGCCCGAAAGAAACAUUAUUCGGCCACCCCAACUGCCUUCGUCACCAUGGAUUCUGUUGCAAAUGCUCAAAUGGCUGCUCAAGCUGUGCUGGAUCACAGAGCCCAUUAUUUUAUCACGAAAUUGGCUCCUGCACCUCAUGAUGUCAAAUGGGACAACGUCUGCUUGUCAAGAAAGGAAAGAUUAACUAAGGUGUAUUCGAUCACAGCUUUUAUUGGGAUCUCAAGUUUGUUCUUGAUCAUUCCCGUUUCAUAUUUGGCUACACUGUUGAAUCUCAAGACAAUUUCCAGAUUUUGGCCUAGUCUUGGGAAGCUACUGAAGCAGAAUAAAUGGGCUCAAAACAUUGUGACGGGUUUACUUCCUACCUAUCUGUUCACACUUUUGAAUGUUGGUAUACCCUAUUUCUAUGAAUAUCUGACCAAAUGUCAAGGUCUUGUCUCUUACAGUGACGAAGAGACCUCUUUGGUAUCCAAGAACUUCUUUUACAUAUUUGUCAACUUGUUUUUGGUCUUUACUCUGGCCGGUACGGCAUCCAAUUAUUGGGGCUAUCUAAGUGAUACAACGAAGAUCGCAUACCAGUUGGCUACUUCGGUGAAAGAAUUCUCGUUGUUUUAUGUGGACUUGAUCAUUUUGCAAGGUAUCGGUAUGUUUCCGUUUAAACUACUAUUAGUUGGUAGCAUGAUAGGAUUCCCUUUUGUGAAGAGAAAAUCAAAGACCCCAAGGCAAAGGAAAGACCUCUACAACCCACCGAUUUUCAACUUCGGUUUACAGCUACCUCAGCCGAUUUUGAUUCUCAUCAUCACACUGGUAUACAGUGUGUUGAGUACUAAGAUACUGGUGUCAGGUUUGGCAUAUUUCCUUAUAGGAUUUUAUGUCUACAAGUAUCAGCUGGUGUUCGCCACUGACCACCUUCCUCAUUCCACCGGCAAGGUCUGGCCAUUGAUCUUUCGGAGAGUUAUCGUUGGUUUGCUACUGUUCCAGCUGACAAUGGCAGGAACACUGGCUGGUUUUGAAGGAGGCUGGGUCCUUUCAUCAUGGUUGUUCCCGCUGCCGAUAAUCACCUGUAGUUUCUUGUGGGAUUUUCAAAAGAAUUACAUGCCAUUAGCCAACUACAUCGCCUUAAGCUCAAUUAGAGAGAAUGAAAGGCAUAACUCUAUGAUCUCUUCCUCUCCGGAAGCUGGUACAUAUGAAUACCCACAUUUAGUGAGCACCUUGGAGGGGCCCAUUCUGGAUUGA